Messenger RNA from Seriola dumerili (greater amberjack), 1599 nucleotides. It is a transcript of the gene rpusd1, whose product is annotated as RNA pseudouridylate synthase domain containing 1. The transcript has 6 exons. Lineage: Eukaryota; Metazoa; Chordata; Actinopteri; Carangiformes; Carangidae. Gene Ontology annotation, molecular function: RNA binding; pseudouridine synthase activity. Gene Ontology annotation, biological process: pseudouridine synthesis. The coding region runs from base 92 to 1051 and encodes 319 amino acids. The record is from RefSeq and is a predicted model, not a curated record.
GAGGAGGAGGAGCAGAACCGGCUGCGCAGCUCGUUGCGCUACUUGUGGAUUUGUUUACAUUCGUGUAAAUGUGCGCGUACUCUCGGGCUGAAUGAGUUGUGUCAGUGCCGCGCUGCACAUGGUGACCACAGAGCCUGCGAGCCUGGAGAGCCUGCAUGUGCUGUACCAGAGCGACGACUACAUUGUGGUGGACAAGCACUGGGACAUCCGCAUCGACAGCAAGAUGUGGUACGAGAAACACACUGUGCAGGCUCAGCUCCGGCAUCGCUUCCCUCAGCUGGCAGACCCCAGCACCUACUAUGGAUUCAGGUUCUGUCAUCAGUUGGAUUUCUCCACCAGUGGGGCUCUUUGUGUGGCCCUCAAUAAGGCUGCAGCCGGCCGGGCCUACCGCUGCUUCAAGGACCGCACCGUCACCAAAGCCUACCUCGCCCUGAUUCGCGGCUUGGUGGAAGAACAGACACAAACUCUGGACUUCUCCAUCGGCAAGAACUCCACUGAGGGAAAAACACACAUGAUGUGUAUUGAGGGAACAGAAGGUUGUGAGAACCCCAAGCCUUGCCAGACUGAGCUGACGGUGCUGGAGUACGGGUUGUAUGACGGAGAUCCUGUCACCAAGGUGCUACUGCAGCCGCUCACUGGCCGAACGCACCAGCUGAGGGUCCACUGCAGCGCCAUCGGCCACCCCGUCGUCGGGGACUUCACCUACAGCUCCGGAGCGGACGACGGCCCGUACCGCAUGAUGCUGCACGCCCACCUCCUCCACAUUCCGCUGGAACCUCAGCCCCUGCUCGUGUCUGCCGGAGACCCCUUUCUCCCCGCGUUGGAUCCCAAGUGGCUCCCGCAGCGCUCGUUACGGACGCUGUCGGCCACCGUGGAGGCGCUGCUGGAGCGCAGGGUGGAGGAGGACAGGAAGACUAAAGAGGAGGAGAGAGAGAGAGCGAGAAGGGAGGAGGAGAGGAGGAAACGCAUCAAGGAACAGAGGACUGAGGAGGAGAGCGAGGAGCAGAGGGAGCAGUGUCAGGAGUGGCUGAGUGAAUGGGCUGGAGACUGAUGGACUCUUUUGUAUUAUUAUUAAUUUUAAUUUAUUUUAGCUGUUUACUUACAAAAGCCAUGUUGAGAACGUCACCUCCAUCUCAACGACCACCCGCAUUUAAACACCAUAUAUGGAAGUGGACUUUAACCUUAACUCCCUCACAGACCAGUUAUUAACAUCGUGUUUGAGCUUUUAAACUGUUGUUCUCUUCACCACUAUAACCCGUGUUUCGCAGUGGGUCAGUGAGCAGCUCCGCCGCAGCAGCUGACAAACAAGUGCCUUGCUCAGGUUCAUGUUAAUAAGAGAGGGGUUGGUUUGAUGUCAUUCACUUCCUAAUCAGUGUAAUAGUUUUUAAUCAGUGAGCGUGUUUCCUGUCCGUCUGUCGCACCGUGCAGAUCGUUUUAGAUUGAUGUGCCAAAGUUGUAAGAUAUUUGCCUCUGAUUCGAGCAGCAGCAGUUGAUCCGUCUUUGUCCUCAAACACGCUGGGAAGUGUUUCCUCACAUAAGCUGCAUGGCUCUGACACACAUGAAAUACCAUUAAAUAAAAGCCUAAUAUUCUGUAUGUUU